AUACAAGAAACUACCAGAAGAUACAGAGCGAAAUAGGAAUACCGACCACCGAGAAGGAGAACGGCUGAUUUAUUCGUGCAGGCGAAGAAUCCUGAACGUAUCGGAGGUAUUGAGGCCUGAUUGCCGGCGUCGGUAGCCUUUCCGGUGAUCAAUUUUGGGAAUCCGAGGCACCAUCAGAGCAUUUAGGGUUCUUUUUUUACUUAAGCCCUUCAGCUCCAAGUGUUCGACAGUAGUCGUCGCCAAUGAAGCGCAAGGAGUUUCAGGAGGAAGAUUUCUCUUCUCCUUUCAACUCUCACCCCGCAAAGUCCAGAAGACUGGAUGGAGAUGUGCUACAGGCUCUGGAAGAGAACCCUAGGUUUCAUGGUGAAGAGCUGAUGGGACCGCAGAAUGCAGUCGAUGAAGUGCUCCAGACGGCCGCUUCUGUGGCUGGUGACGCAAUUCCUUUGGUCGGUGAUUCGGAUGAGAAGGCAAUUGUGCUGUAUCAGCCCCCGACGCUGCCACGAUCACCAAGCUCCCCUGAGUUUUCCAUAGUGCUGGAUUCCAAUUUGAUUCCAGGGCUGAGAGGCAAGUAUUAUAUUGCCACCGAUCGCUUGCUGCUUUACAUGUUCUGCUUGUUUCGUUGAUUGUCA
Linum tenue is the source of this 629-nucleotide messenger RNA. The record is from the annotation of a GenBank genome assembly. Lineage: Eukaryota; Viridiplantae; Streptophyta; Magnoliopsida; Malpighiales; Linaceae.